CCUCCCAUCCCACCCACCAGUUGGUUCCUGCUCGGUGAUAUGUGGUGAUAAAACCGAGACGAAAACAGGAAAGAAGUCCUGUGCAGCCCUUUUCUCUCAAGAUUGUGCUUCUUGUGCUGUUUGCAUCUUCUGAUCCUGCUGUUUCCCUCUAACAACCACCAUGCUCCACCUGACAGCAGGGCGCGUGGGAAGCCUCCUGGCCAGGCGCGCCACUGCAGCCUUCAGCACCACCAGCGCGAGGAUGGCGAGCCACGACGUGGCAGAGACCACGGACAUGUCUCAGCCCUUGUACUGGGACCGUGUGGACAUUCCUCUGCCUGACAGACCCUACAAGGACACACUGACGGCUGGCGACCAGAGCCUGAAGAAGAAGGAGCAAGGUCCCUGGAGCCAACUGUCCAAAGAGGAGAAGGUUGCCUUGUACCGGCUGAUGUUCUCCCAGACCUUCCCCGAGAUAAAGCAGCGGUCAGCAGAGUGGAAGUCCGUCUUGGGGGGCAUCUUCAUCCUAAUUGGCUUCACUGGCCUGAUAGUUUGGUGGCAGAAAGCCUACGUCUACCCUCCUGCCCCCAGGACCUUUGAUGCCGACUGGCAGGCCAAACAGUACAAGAGGAUGUUGGACAUGAGGGUCAACCCGAUCGAGGGCUUCGCCGCCAAGUGGGACUAUGAGAAGGGCCAGUGGAAGUAGAGCGAGAGAAAGACGGUGGGACUAUGGCUGAGGUGGUGCAGUGUUUGGACCUGUCACUCCAGAACCCAAAACCACUAGUAAGACAGCACAUGCCCUAACCAGCAUAUGAUUGUACUCCAUGCCACUUCUGGCUGUCAGUCUGCCGCCUCCCCUCCGUCCCCUGCAGCUUUCUAUCAUGGUGACAACUGUGUCCGUCCAGGUGCAGCCUAACAAUAAUAAAGUUUUCUAAUAGUG
Messenger RNA from Platichthys flesus (European flounder), 919 nucleotides. Its product is annotated as cytochrome c oxidase subunit 4 isoform 2, mitochondrial. The transcript has 5 exons. NCBI's taxonomy places the organism in Eukaryota, Metazoa, Chordata, Actinopteri, Pleuronectiformes, Pleuronectidae. The coding region runs from base 161 to 685 and encodes 174 amino acids. Gene Ontology annotation, biological process: mitochondrial electron transport, cytochrome c to oxygen. The record is from RefSeq and is a predicted model, not a curated record.